Molecule: messenger RNA, 1395 nt
Organism: Rhinocladiella mackenziei CBS 650.93
Lineage: Eukaryota; Fungi; Ascomycota; Eurotiomycetes; Chaetothyriales; Herpotrichiellaceae
Product: eukaryotic translation initiation factor 3 subunit L
Exons: 1
Coding region: 1-1395 (464 amino acids)
Biological process (GO): translational initiation
Cellular component (GO): eukaryotic translation initiation factor 3 complex; cytoplasm
Molecular function (GO): translation initiation factor activity
Source: RefSeq, a predicted model, not a curated record
AUGUCCUACGCGAAUGACGAUGACGUGGAAGAGGAAGCCCUUGUUGCCGACUAUCAGGAACAAGUCAAUUAUGAAGACGAUGGUGCGGACCUAGAAAGAGGAGACUCCUUGAGUGGAGGCCCAGCAGAUCUGAGAGCACAGCUCGAGGCAGCUGCUGCUCCUCUAGAAUAUCAAGCCUCUCUUGAAACAAAAUUCGCCAGUUACGACAAUUACUGUACUCUCUUUCAUUACAUCCUCAAUUCCGACGGACCUGUCGAUAUCGAACAACCGUCAUACUACUGGGCGUGGGAUGUCAUUGACGAAUUCAUCUAUCAAUUCGAGUCGUUCUGCCGAUACAGAAAUCGGGUCGCACGAACCGCCCCAAAUGAAGAAGAGGCACAAAUCCUGCGGGAGAACCCCAACACAUGGGGCUGCUAUUCGGUGCUGAACGUCCUCUACUCUCUCAUCCAACGCUCUCAGAUCAAUGAGCAACUUGCUGCACAGAAGCGAAAUGAAGAUCCUAACGCUGUGGCUGGGGAGUAUGGCUCCAGACCGCUCUACCGCAUGCUGGGCUACUUCUCCAUUAUCGGCCUGCUGCGCGUGCACUGCCUGCUAGGCGACUUCAGUCUGGCCCUCAAAACCCUCGACGAUAUCGAGAUGAACAAGAAGGCCAUGUUCGCCCGCGUCAUGGCGGCCCACCUCAACACAUACUACUACGUCGGCUUCUCGUACAUGAUGCUACGCCGCUAUGCCGACGCCGUCCGCAUGUUCAGCCACAUCCUCGUCUAUGUGUCACGGACUAAGAACUUCCAAAAGGGCAACCAACAAUUCGACGCCAUCGCCAAGAAGACAGAACAAAUGUACGCCCUGAUCGCCAUCUGUGUCUCCUUUGCGCCCACCCGGCUCGACGACACGAUCCACACGGCUCUGCGCGAGAAAUACGGUGAGAAAUUCGCCCGCCUCCAACGUGGUGGCACCGAAUCUCUCCCCGUGUACAGGGAACUCUUCCAAUCCGCAUGCCCCAAAUUCAUAACGCCGACGCCACCGGACUUCGACAACCCAUCUCUCAACAUCGACCCUGUCGAGCACCAUACGGACAUCUUCAUGGAUGAAGUGAAGAACACUCUUUUCAACCCGACCGUCAAGUCGUACCUGAAACUCUACACGACCAUGGACCUAAAGAAGCUCUCGAGCUUCUUGGAAGUCGAGCCUGAGAAAUUGCGCAGCUGGCUCCUCGUCAACAAGCAACGGAGCAGACAGAUUCGCUGGUCCGAAGGUGGUCUUUUGGAAGGCGAGCCGGUCAAUGGUAGCGAGUUGGACUAUGCCAUUGAGGGCGACUUGAUUCACAUUAGUGAGGCGAAGCAGGGUCGGAGAUUGGUCGAUUGGUACCUACGGAAUCUGGCUAGAUCUUAUUAG